CGCCGCACCGGAAGCUUGAACCUUGCGGUGUGGGGGGGGCUGGAGGCGCUGCCGGUCACCGCGCUCAACGCCUUCCUGCUGCCCGCCCCGGCCGCCGCCGGCUCCGAGGCCAUGCUGCGGGCGUGUCAGCGAGCGGGCGUCGCCGUGGCCGCGCAGAACAGCCGGUGCCAGAGGGCAUCACUCCGUCCAUUACAGCUGUACCGUGGAUAUGCCACCUCCUCAGGAGAGUCUGGUGUUUCUGUAGGUAAAAUCAUUGGUGCUGGUAUCCUGUUUGUGGGUGGAGGCGUGGGGGGGACCGUCCUGUACGCCAGCUAUGAUUCCCAAUUCCGGGAGAGCGUCGAGAAGGCCAUUCCCUACUCAGAUAAACUCUUUGAGAUGGCACUUGGUCCUGCACCUUACAGCACACCGCUGCCAAAGAAACCAAUACAGCAAGGUCCACUGAAGAUCUCAUCUGUAGCAGAAGUAAUGAAAGAGUCCAAACAGCCUGCUAAAUCCCACAUCAGCAAAACAGAGGUUGCUGCUCCUUCAGAGGAAAAAGAAGCAGGCAAGGCUGCAGCACAGAUCAUCUCUGCAACAGGGGUAGCUGUGUCCGUGCCAGCUCCUGGGAUACAGACUGAAGAAGGCAAAGUACAUGAAGGUUUCCAUGCUAUAAAAGAACGGUCACCAGAAGAAGUUGCAGCCCGGCUUGCCCAGCAAGACAAAGAGGAGCAAGAGAAGAUAUCAGCCCUUGCAGCAACUCUUGAAGGAGCUCUAAGUGCAACAGCUCGUGUAACCCUUCAGGCCAUUACUGCCCAGGAGUCUGCUGUGCAAGCAGUGAAUGCCCAUUCCCAGAUACUGAAGGAGGCCAUGGACAAUUCUGAGGAUGCUGGGGAGAAAAAGUCCUCUCAAUGGCGCACGCUGGAGGAAGCACUGAAGGAUCGGAGGAGAGCUGUGGAUGAAGCUGCUGAUGCCCUUCUAAAAGCCAAAGAGGAGUUAGAGAAGACGAAAGGUGUAAUCGAGGAUGCCAAGAAGUCUCAGAUUGCAGGAGCCAAAUCUCACAUUACCUCUGCAGAAGAAAACCUUCGUCAUAUGAUAGUUGACUUGGACAAUGUGGUGAAAAAGGUUCAGGCAGCACAAUCUGAGGCCAAGAUUGUAGCUCAGUAUCAUGAGCUUGUGACAACAGCUAGAGAAGAGUUUCAGCGAGAGCUUGACAGCAUCACCCCUGAUGUUAAGCCUGGCUGGAAGGGGCUAAAGAUAACUGACUUAGCUGACCAGUUAUCAACAGACGACUUGAACUCUCUCAUUGCACAUGCCCAUCGCCGCAUCGACCAGUUGAACAAGCAGCUGGCAGAGCAGCGGGUAAGGGAGCAGCAGCACAUCGAGCUGGCCCUGGAGAAGCAGAAACUUGAAGAUAAAAAAUCAUUUGAGGCAGCUGUGGCCAAAGCGCUGGAGCAUCACAAGAGUGAGAUUGAACUGGAACAGGAGAGGAAGAUCGAAGAAGUGCGCGAGGUGAUGGAGGGUGAAAUGCGGACACAGCUCCGGCGGCAGGCGGCUGCGCACACAGACCACAUCAGGGACGUUCUGAGGAUCCAGGAGCAGGACCUGAAGGUGGAAUUUGAGCAGAACUUAGCAGAGAAACUCAGUGAACAAGAAAUACAGUUCAGACGCCUUAAUCAGGAGCAGCUCGACAACUUCACCAUGGACAUCAACACUGCCUUCGCCAGGCUGAAGGGAAUUGAGCAAGCAGUCGAGAGUCACGCAGUGGCAGAGGAGGAGGCCAGGAAGGCCCAUCAGCUGUGGCUCUCUGUGGAAGCACUCAAAUACUGCAUGAAAACAGCCUCUGGGGACAGUCCCACAGAACCCCUGGAGAGCGCAGUGAAGGCCAUCAAAGCCAGUUGUGCUGACAACGCGUUCACCGAAGCCUUAACAGCAGCUCUCCCGCAGGAGUCCCUGACUCGGGGAGUCUACAGUGAAGAGGCCCUCAGAGCGCGCUUCCACACGGUCCAAAAACUGGCCAAACGGGUGGCUAUGAUCGAUGAGACCAGAAACAGCUUGUACCAGUACUUCCUGUCCUACCUGCAGUCCCUGCUUGUCUUUCACCCUCAGCAGCUGAAGCCGCCUGCAGAGCUCAGCCCCGACGACCUCGACACCUUCAAGUUACUGUCUUACGCUUCCUACUGCAUCGAGCAUGGAGACCUGGAGCUGGCGGCCAAGUUUGUCAACCAGCUGAGAGGGGAGUCACGGAGGGUGGCCCAUGACUGGCUCACCGAGGCUCGCAUGACCCUGGAAACAAAGCAGAUCGUGGAGAUCUUGACAGCGUACGCCAGCGCCGUGGGGCUGGGAACAACUCAAGUGCAGUGAGGCAGGAUUGUGGCGUUGGAGGUGGUUCCGUGGUGGAAUGUGCUGGGAAGAAAUGGCAUCGUCUCCUAAGGGUUGCAAAGCAAGCCGCUGGCAGGGGCUGGAGGUGUGAAAUCAGAGCACGGGUGCAGGCUCUGUUUCCUUGCACUGUAUUUAACUUCACAACCUGGUGUAUUUUUCUCCGUUUGGAGUUGUUUCCUGACACCCAGCUUCAGGAAGCUUCUCUGCAAUUGGUGUAAGAGUUUUGUUUCUUCCCCAUCUUACCAAGCAGGCUUGUGGUCAACCAAAAAAAUGUUUGUAACCUGCCAUUAACUAUUUGCCACUUUGUCAGCUCAAUAAAACCAGACUUCCAACGACUUUC
Melopsittacus undulatus (budgerigar) is the source of this 2698-nucleotide messenger RNA. RefSeq names its product inner membrane mitochondrial protein (gene IMMT). The record is from RefSeq and is a predicted model, not a curated record. Gene Ontology annotation, biological process: cristae formation. Lineage: Eukaryota; Metazoa; Chordata; Aves; Psittaciformes; Psittaculidae. Bases 112 to 2340 code for a protein of 742 amino acids. The transcript has 15 exons. Gene Ontology annotation, cellular component: MICOS complex.